Diabrotica balteata is the source of this 1260-nucleotide messenger RNA. The record is from the annotation of a GenBank genome assembly. Lineage: Eukaryota; Metazoa; Arthropoda; Insecta; Coleoptera; Chrysomelidae.
AUGUUUAAAAAAAUUGAGCCAGAAAGUUUAAUAAAAGCUGAUCAAAGAGGUAAUGGAUUAUCCCUGAAAAUGCCCCCGCGACUAUCGGCGCGCAGGAUUUUCCUCAUCAUCCUAGUUCUUUUCAGUUUUUCAGUACUAAUCUCAGUACAUCAUCGGUUUUCAUGGAUCCGGAUCGGUAGUGGCCCUUCUCUACAAGAAAAUCAAGAUGAUCCGGAAAUUAACGAUAUCGGCGACGAUCCGCCUUCUUCAGGUCGACUCGAAAUAUCCAAUGAGGUUGGUGAGGUUGAAGAACCAACUGCAAAGGAGAACCAAGGCAAGCCUUGGUUCAUGAAGGGCGGGACCGAGUUUCCGGGGAACUACAGAGGACCUCCUAGAUUAUUCCCAGAUCAGGCCGAUGGGGAUAGGAUCGUGGAACAACUUAUGUACGUGCCCGAGGAUUAUCAAGGAUAUGACACUCCAGAGAAAGUAAUAUUAGCCUAUAAUGGACUGGGUGCGUGGGGCCAGAAAUCAGGGUCGGCGUCAUUUCACGGUUGUCCUGUUAACAGGUGUACUUUGACUGAUGAUAGGAGCAAAGCUGCUGACGUAGACGCCAUUUUGUACAAAGACCAUUUUAUACAUCCUGGUGUUGCACGACCUAUGAAACAGGUACGCCAGAAGGUCCAAGCGAAAGACUACUCCGUUAAUAAGACGAAAAAAGUUGCAUGGUUCGUAUCGAACUGCGGAGCCCGUAAUGGCCGUUUAGCAUAUGCCAGAGAACUUGGCAAAUACAUUCCAGUAGAUAUAUACGGUACUUGUGGACCAUUAAAAUGUCCUAGAUCAGAUAGAAAAUGUUUUGAAAUAUUAGAAAGGGAUUAUAAAUUUUAUUUGGCAUUUGAAAAUUCCAAUUGUCGAGACUAUAUAACCGAAAAAUUUUAUGUUAACGGUCUGGGACAAAACGUUCUUCCUAUCGUUAUGGGAGCUCGGCCAGAAGACUACCAAAGAAGUGCACCUGAAGGUUCCUAUAUUCACGUAGAUGAAUUCGCCGGUCCUCAAGAACUGGCCGCUUACCUCCACCGACUAGAUAACGAUAACAACUUAUACAAUUCCUACUUCAAAUGGAAAGGCACCGGAGAAUUUAUUAACACAUACUUCUGGUGCCGCCUGUGCGCCAUGAUGCACGCGCCUCAAUCGACACAGCGGCACUACGAGGAUGUCAACGAUUGGUGGAGGGGCCCCGGUGUAUGCACCACCAAGUCUUGGAGAAACGCCGAAUUCGUUUAG